Molecule: messenger RNA, 1390 nt
Organism: Solea senegalensis (Senegalese sole)
Lineage: Eukaryota; Metazoa; Chordata; Actinopteri; Pleuronectiformes; Soleidae
Product: claudin-34-like
Exons: 2
Coding region: 326-1018 (230 amino acids)
Biological process (GO): cell adhesion; bicellular tight junction assembly
Cellular component (GO): plasma membrane; bicellular tight junction
Molecular function (GO): structural molecule activity
Source: RefSeq, a predicted model, not a curated record
GAAGGCCAGACUCUGCAUGUGACCCAUAUCUUGUCAAUCAUUUGCAGGUGUGACAGGAAGUGGUGUGAUCGUUGUUGCAUCUGAGAAUCAAAAGGAAACUCAGUCACAGCUUGAAGACAAGUCACGAGGAGCACUCAGGGAGCCUCAGGUGCGUGUUUGCCAGGUAACCCAGGUGACAAAAUCACCUCAGAUAAUAGGCGCGUGGAGGAAAGAGAGUAAACAACAAGGAGAGGUUGGUCGGGAUCUCAGUCUUUGCAUCGUGAUUGUGAAGCAUCCCACAUGACCGCUGUCGAUCACCAGGACUUCCUGUGUGGUUCUUCUCCCUAUGACCUACUUGGCCCACACAGCCCACGCCCAGCUCGCCGCCUUCGGGGUGAGCUGCGUGGGCUGGACUCUCACCGCUGUGGCCCUUGGACUCAUCCCGUGGAGGGUUUGGCUGAUAUCUGACAGUGAAGUCAUCAGCUCCGGCGUGGCCUGGGUGGGCCUGUGGAGGGCCUGCUUCAACACCCACACCAUGGUGACCCCUGGCUUCAGGGUCAUGCACUGCGAGUACAUCGGUCUCUCCGAGGCCUUCACGCCACCAGAGAUUGGGGCAGGUCAGAUUCUCAUGGUGCUGUCUCUGGUGGUGGGCAUGUUUGGGAAUGCCGGUGGUGUCUACGCCUUGAGGAACGUCAACCUUGGCGUUGAGAGAGUCCGCUUAUCGUUCCUCGCCACCGGAGGUCUGUGUCUGCUGGCUGCUGCGAUGUCUCUCAUUCCUCUGCUGUGGAACCUGAGCUCUGUGGUGACCAAUCAGACCAUCGCGUUCCCACCGGACUUCAAAAUGCCCCAAGCGCCUAAUUCGCAGCAUGUGGGGUCGGGCAUCGGGGUCGGGCUGGUGGGAUCGAUUCUGAUGGUAAUCUCUGGGAUUAUAUUCUGUAAAUACAAGCUACCACUGAAGCCACUCCAGAAAGAAGAGGUGCACCCGGAGGGCCGCGGGGCCAAAGAUAACCUCGCGUUUGAGUCUCUCGAACACUUGUGAGACUGAGAUAUUCACGAUUUCACACGAGAGCACAGAAAUCUUAGCAGCUGCACAGGAACACUGAACUGUGAUUUAUUUCUGCACCACAAACAAAGAGACUCCAAGUUUUGGUUUGAUGUGGAUGAAACCAACUGAAAUGCGGCAGCCACAGUCCUUGUACGAUAUCGAUCUCUUUUCUAAGUUGUUAUUAAGCUCAGUUGUAAUACCUUAUGUAUGAUUCAUUAUGUGGUUGUAACGCAUUGGUACGGCUCGUCAUUUAAAUUAUUUAAUUGAUUAAUCAGUUCAAAUAUGGUAGAUGUUGUACACACAUGUGUUUAUGUAAUUGUCAUCAUGUCCAUCGCAGUACAUAAAUAAAGUAAUGUUAAAAAUGGA